AUGGGGUCCAUAAGUGAAGUAGAUACCGCAUGCGGUAUGCCCACGGCCUGGAGAAGAUUAAUACGUUUCAUUGCCGAAGAAGACAAUGUCGAGCACCUCGGUGAGCCACUCGAUGCAAACAUCGAUGUUGGCGCAGCUCUAGCGUCAGGAGAGAAGGUCCAAGCCCGCCUCUUCACAAGGACGUCUGUUCUCUCGCUCCAAAACAAGCCCACAAGCACAGUCCUCACAGUCUCGAGAUUACUUCCGCCACUCUCAAAGUCUGAAGUAGGAACCAUCCGCUGCAUAGGCCUGAACUACCGGAAGCAUGCAAAAGAAAUGAACCUGGAUCUUCCUAACCACCCCACACUCUUCUUCAAACCGGCAACAUGUCUGGGCGCCCCGAACGCUCCACUGCUGAUACCAUAUCAAGCUACAAAUGGCCAAGCAGACUACGAAGCCGAACUCGCAGUUAUCAUAGGCAAGGCCGCGAGAAAUGUCACCAAAGAGAACGCCAUGGAGUACGUCCUGGGCUAUACAUGUUCCAACGACGUAACAGCCCGAGUUCAUCAAUUCAACGGCGCCCAGUGGGGUUUCGGAAAAGGCUUUGAUGGAUUCGCGCCGCUAGGCCCUUGCCUCGUAUCCGCCGCCACAAUACCCGAUCCUGGCCAAAUCGAGUUGAAGACUGUGCUGAAUGGCGAAACGAUGCAAUAUUCCGUUGCGAACGAUAUGAUAUUCAGCAUUCCGGAAAUCGUGGCAUAUCUCAGUCAGGGGACGACUCUGGAGCCGGGUACGGUGAUUAUGUCCGGCACACCACAUGGCAUUGGAGUGAGCAAAGUACCAAAGGUGUGGUUGAAACAAGGGGAUGAUUUGAGAAUUGUGAUGAGCCAUGGCAUGGGAAGUCUAGUGACCCCAGUUGUUUACGAAGCGCAGCCCAAGCUCGUAUAA
Molecule: messenger RNA, 924 nt
Organism: Bipolaris victoriae FI3
Lineage: Eukaryota; Fungi; Ascomycota; Dothideomycetes; Pleosporales; Pleosporaceae
Exons: 3
Coding region: 1-924 (307 amino acids)
Molecular function (GO): acetylpyruvate hydrolase activity
Source: RefSeq, a predicted model, not a curated record